CUUUUGUCCUGUUUUAUUAUUUCUUAUAUAUUUCUAAGAUAAGUACAAUCAAUUAAAUGUGUUAUCAUAAAUAAUAGUUAUUGUUGUGCUAUUAGCUGACAUUGAAUUAGAACCAAAGGAGAAAAUAAUUGGUAAUCUAAUCUGAAAUGUUAAUACUUUUUUCCCUGCAGCCCUAUUCAGGUCAAAGCCUUAUUGACACUGAAUCCAUUUAUUUUACUUGUAUUUAAUAAAUCCAUGCAAGGAUAUUAAUGGCACGGAGCAGCAUGGAAAUCCGCUUUUCUUCUGUAGUGCCCUGCCCCUCUGCUGGUUUGACCCCUCCUGCGCCAAACCGAAGCCCAGCCUGGAUGAUGGCUCAAUAAAACUUCCCCAAAAGUCAUUUCAAAGUUGACAGACUGUUGACAUCGUCUUCUGUUUCCAUUGCUCGGACCAAAAAUGCAUCGCAUCCUGCACAUUAGGAGACUUGUACUAGGAAACGCCUACAGGACAGUGAGUCUUUAAAACAACAGAACUAUAAGUAGUUUGUAUGAAGUGGAUAUAGCUAGCAAGGAUGAUGCGUGCAGUGUGUGUUGACGUACCGGGAGGACCGGAGAAUUUGCUGCUGCGAACUGUCCCUAGACCUCAGCCCAAAUGUGGAGAAGUCCUAAUUAAAGUUCAUGCAACUGCCCUCAACAGGGCGGACUUACUGCAGAGGCGAGGAUUGUACCCACCUCCCCCAGGUGAGAGUGACAUCAUAGGCCUGGAGGUUGCUGGUACUGUGGAUACUCUGGGUCCGGGGCUGAAAGGAGGCUGGGGGCGAGAUGACCGGGUCAUGGCCUUGCUCUCUGGAGGAGGAUAUGCAGAAUAUGUGUCUGUGCCGGAGGAGCUUUUAAUGCCCGUCCCCCCUAAUCUCACUCUCUGCCAGGCUGCUGCGAUCCCAGAGGCCUGGCUCACUGCUUUUCAGCUGCUGGUAUUCAUAGCUCAGGUGAAGGAGGACGAGGUGGUCCUGGCUCACGCCGGAGCAAGCGGCGUGGGGACAGCUGCUGUUCAGCUGGUUCGUCUGUUGGGAGCCGUGCCCGUCGUUACUGCAGGAAGCCCGGAAAAACUUAAGAUGGCCCUGAGUCUCGGAGCUGCAGCCGGGUUCAACUACAAAGAGGAGAGCUUUGCGCAGGGAGUCCAUGACUUUACAGCAGGCAAAGGAGCGAACGUCAUCCUGGACUGCAUCGGCGGCUGCAACUGGGAGCACAAUGUCAGCUCUUUAGCCACCGACGGCAGGUGGGUGCUGUACGGCACCAUGGGAGGCCGGGCAGUCGAGGGGGAGCUACUGGGAAAACUGCUCUCCAAACGAGGCCACUUGCUCUGCAGCCUGUUGCGCUCUCGCAGCCUUCAGUACAAAGCCGACCUAGUGAAGGCCUUCUCACAGAGAGUUUUACCAUGCUUCUCGGACCAGCAUUCCUCCUUGAGGCCUGUGAUUGACAGCACAUUCAACCUGGAGGACAUCGCAGAAGCUCACAGGCACAUGGAGGCCAACAAGAACACGGGGAAGAUUGUCAUAAAUUUGAUUCCACCAAAUUAAGAAACUCAGCGAAAAACAGCUGCAGUUUUUUGCUCUGAAAUAUUAAAUUGUACUAAAUUGGAUUUAUCAUGUUUUUAAAUAUGCCUUAUCCAUUGUUCAUUGUAUAUUGUCAAUUGACCGCUGCUAAAUGUUUUUUAAUAUUGUAAUCAUAUUGGAAAUAAAAGAGACACUGACUCUUCGCUUCAUUAAAGCCACUGGUGAUGAUUG
Pungitius pungitius (ninespine stickleback) is the source of this 1759-nucleotide messenger RNA. RefSeq names its product tumor protein p53 inducible protein 3 (gene tp53i3). The transcript has 7 exons. Gene Ontology annotation, molecular function: NADPH binding; quinone binding; quinone reductase (NADPH) activity. The record is from RefSeq and is a predicted model, not a curated record. Bases 548 to 1552 code for a protein of 334 amino acids. Lineage: Eukaryota; Metazoa; Chordata; Actinopteri; Perciformes; Gasterosteidae.